Molecule: messenger RNA, 1057 nt
Organism: Polistes canadensis
Lineage: Eukaryota; Metazoa; Arthropoda; Insecta; Hymenoptera; Vespidae
Gene: Dpm3
Product: dolichol-phosphate mannosyltransferase subunit 3
Exons: 3
Coding region: 382-660 (92 amino acids)
Biological process (GO): GPI anchor biosynthetic process
Cellular component (GO): endoplasmic reticulum membrane; dolichol-phosphate-mannose synthase complex
Source: RefSeq, a predicted model, not a curated record
AUAUUAUCGUGUAUCGUCAUCGUAGUAAGUUGUUACUCUCGCCCACUGGUGGUAUCUGUACUAACUAAAAUGAUUUUAUUUACGUGUAAAGUUGACUUAUGUUCUUCUAUGCACUUCUGUAUUCUUUGAUAUAAUUAACAAUGUUUCAUUUUACAAAAAAUAAUAAUAAAAGUACGAUUUAAAUUAAUUAAUAAUUUUAAACAUGCAAAUUUAAUGUACACGGAUAAGAAAAAAGAAAUGUAGUAUAUUUUUUACCUACAAGAUGGCUCUAACAUAAUAAAAACAUCCUCACUAUCUGACAGUAAAAAAUACGUGGAAGUGUAAUUAGUGACGAUAUCGGUCUCUAUAAUAUUCGUAAUUGUGAUAUAUUUAAAACGUGAAAUGUCUAAAUUAACUGAAUGGCUUACGUAUACCAGUGUACCUUUAGGUGUAUGGUUAGCAGUAAUUACUGGAUAUAUUAAUUUUUCUUAUGCUACAGAAUGGCAAGAAAUAUUUCUAUUCUUACCUCUUAUCGCUUUACUAGUAUUUGGCCUAUAUGCAACCAGUGUCGUCUUAUACAGAACAUUUACAUUCAAUGAUUGCAACAAGGAAGCAGCUGAACUCAAAAAAGAAAUAGAAGAAGCUAAAAAAGAUUUACGUAAAAAAGAUAUUUUGUCGUGAACAAAUUGAAUAUAUUUUGAUACUCCUUUGUUAUUAAGCGUAUACUAUGAAUAUAUAUAUUAUACAUAAUUUUCAAUGAAUUAUCUAAGAUUCUUCUAUGAUUUACAUUUUAACUAUUUAAGUGAUUCGUUCUAAUUCAUAUUGUAAAUGAUUCUUUUCUGCACAAUUUGUGCAUCUGUUUUAUUUUUUGUUCGAUAUGACUAUUAUACGACCAAGAAAAGAUACUUUAACUCAUUUAAUAUGGUUAAAGUAAUAUUUGUAAUUAAUUAUUUUUCUUUAUAAUAAAUGAAGAUACAUUUAUUUAGAUUUUUUCCUUUGAAGUAUUACAAACAUAUUGAAAACAAUGGAAGAAAACAAAGUUCUGCUGCUUUGAAGUGUCUUUACAUCUAAAAAAAAA